This is a messenger RNA of Megalobrama amblycephala (Wuchang bream), 2410 nucleotides long. It is a transcript of the gene prmt1, whose product is annotated as protein arginine methyltransferase 1. Gene Ontology annotation, molecular function: protein-arginine N-methyltransferase activity. Bases 120 to 1166 code for a protein of 348 amino acids. Gene Ontology annotation, cellular component: nucleus. The transcript has 10 exons. The record is from RefSeq and is a predicted model, not a curated record. Lineage: Eukaryota; Metazoa; Chordata; Actinopteri; Cypriniformes; Xenocyprididae.
UAGUGAAUCACGUGACCAUCGCCCAAUCAAAUCGUUCGGUUACAGCACAGAGGCGGGAGCAAAACAAGUGUGUUUUACAUGAGCUUUGCUGCAGUCAUCGUGGAAUCCAGUUUAUCGAAAUGGCGGAGACGGCAGACGGAAUGGAGGUGUCACAGGGAGAGAGCUCAGUGAAACCUGCAGCAGAAGAUAUGACCUCCAAAGACUACUACUUUGAUUCCUACGCACACUUUGGCAUUCAUGAGGAGAUGCUAAAGGAUGAAGUUCGUACUCUGACGUACAGAAACUCCAUGUUCCACAACAAGCAUCUCUUCAAGGAUAAAGUGGUGCUGGAUGUUGGGAGUGGAACCGGCAUCCUCUGUAUGUUUGCAGCCAAAGCUGGGGCCAAAAAAGUUAUUGGGAUUGAGUGCAGCAGUAUAUCAGACUAUGCUGUGAAGAUUGUGAAGGCCAACAAGUUGGAUCAUAUCGUAACCAUUAUUAAAGGCAAAGUGGAGGAGGUUGAGCUUCCUGUGGAAAAAGUAGACAUAAUCAUCUCUGAGUGGAUGGGCUACUGUCUCUUCUACGAAUCCAUGCUCAACACUGUCAUUUAUGCAAGAGACAAAUGGCUGAAACCCGAUGGUCUGAUUUUCCCUGACAGAGCCACGCUCUAUGUCACUGCUAUUGAGGACCGACAGUACAAGGACUACAAAAUUCACUGGUGGGAGAAUGUUUAUGGAUUUGACAUGUCCUGUAUCAAGGAAGUGGCUAUUAAGGAACCUCUUGUGGAUGUUGUUGACCCCAAGCAGCUUGUUAGCACUGCCUGCCUCAUUAAGGAGGUGGACAUCUACACAGUGAAGAUCGAGGACUUGUCCUUCACGUCACCUUUCUGCCUGCAGGUGAAAAGGAAUGACUACAUCCAUGCUCUGGUAACCUACUUCAACAUAGAGUUCACUCGCUGCCACAAGAGGACAGGCUUUUCUACUAGCCCAGAGUCUCCUUACACUCACUGGAAGCAGACUGUGUUCUACCUUGAUGACUAUCUGACGGUAAAGACCGGAGAGGAGAUCUUUGGCACCAUCAGCAUGAAACCUAACGUCAAGAAUAACAGAGACCUGGACUUUACCGUCGACAUCGACUUCAAGGGUCAGCUUUGUGAGGUGUCCAAGACGUCAGAGUACAGAAUGCGCUAGAUUCAUUGAGCAUCAGUGUGCAAGGCAACUCAGAGAGCAGUGUAUGCAUGUGUGAAACAUGUACUUUGUUACAUGACUGCGCAUGACAGACAUUUUUAGAGAUUCUGUUUUACAGAAUAGUGUCUGACAUGGAGGAUUUUGAGAGUUAUUUUCCAUUUUUAAAUUAACUUUUUUUUUUUUUUUUUUUUUGUGGAUUGUGUAAUGCACCAAAGGGGACUAAACAUGGCAUAUUUUGUGCUCUUUUUCAAACUUCCUUUUUGGCCCUGCUUUUUCCAAAUUUUAGGUGCACCAUCUUGGAUGGGAUCCAUUGAAUUUAUGCAUGCAUGCACGUGUGCACACACAUAUAACUGCUCUCUUUUGCCUAUUUGUCUGUCUGACAAGUCAUCCAUGUGUAUGUCUCUUUAUUUUUCAGUUUUUUUUUUUUUUUUUUCCCUGCCAUGCCAACAUGUCUGUGUUGGUCACUGUAAGAAAAUGCAAAUCAGCCAUAUGUGUUUUGAUAUUCCAUCUGGUAAAGCUAGUAUCUUCCAUGUAGGUAAAACCUGUUGUCAUGUUUCACUGUGGUCAGGAGCUCUACCUAGUGAUUUGCUGAAUGAGCCCAUAUCAUUUUGUAUUUCUGCAGUUAGUUUGGACCAUCAGUAGAGGGCACCUCCUUAAUGUGCCAUUUGUCUUCUGUGAAUAACCGUUUUAAUUCAUGUAGUGCUGUUUCCUAAUUUGUUACCCUUUUUUUUUUUUUUUUUUUUUUUUUAAUACUUGUGGCAAUGACCCAAUUGGAGGAUAAUAUUGUGUUAUGGAUGAGAUGGCAUAGUAAUCUCUUGUACAACUUGUAGGUGGUGUUAAUGAGCACUAUUUUAGAUCCUUUGAUCUUUUUAAUGUCACAUAGGAAGAAUCUUCAUCCAUGACUGACUGUUUAGUUUAAGCUUAUCUGCUGCUCUUUUGCACUAUAAGCACUUAAAACUAAGUUUCUCAGACCCAGAAUUACAAUUUAAUUCCAUGGAGGAAAACCUUCAGACUAAAUUUUCCAUAGAAGUGCUUUUAUUGAAGGGUGAUGCUUUUCCUGUGUUUGAGUAACUUCACAUUUGUUCCAUAUUGUGAUUUUCUCUCAUAGUGUUGCUGUGUACUACAGUGUUUUUGUCGAGGGGUGCAAGUUCACGUUUUGUGUCUAGCACUGGUGUGGAUUAUUACCAGGCAGGCAUUUGUCCACUUGGAAUUUUUCUUUUUUUUGAAAUAAAAACAAAUUAAACCUG